This is a messenger RNA of Oncorhynchus keta (chum salmon), 2804 nucleotides long. RefSeq names its product proteasome 26S subunit, non-ATPase 5 (gene psmd5). NCBI's taxonomy places the organism in Eukaryota, Metazoa, Chordata, Actinopteri, Salmoniformes, Salmonidae. The transcript has 10 exons. Gene Ontology annotation, cellular component: cytosol. Gene Ontology annotation, biological process: proteasome assembly. The record is from RefSeq and is a predicted model, not a curated record. The coding region runs from base 42 to 1556 and encodes 504 amino acids.
AACGCCAUUAUACCAAAGAGGAAGAAGGUUGCAAGAGCAAAAUGGCAGCCUCAAUUGAGAGUUUGUUCGUUGAAAUAGCAAGCCUUGAAGAGCCUAUUGAAGAGCUGCAAACUUUAAAAACGGCCGUUUUAUCAAUACCUGUAAGCGCCCUUAGGGAUACAGUGAGUGGACUCCGGCUUGAAGUGAUUUUCUCUCUUUUGAACACAAAUGACAGAGAGAAAAUUGAGCUAUGCGUGGACAUCCUUGGUCGAAUCCUGCUCGCCCUCAGCCCUGUCCACCUGGCCCAAAACUGCAGAGUGGAACUUCAGGCUGGACUGAAACAUCCUGAUGACACAGUCAAAAUACUGGCAUUGACACAAAUUGGUAGAAUGGUAUUGAACCAUGAGGCAGUAACAGAAAUUCAGAACAACCAAGACAUACUUCGGGAAGUGAUCCACUGCAUCAAAGGAGAGAAGAUGACAGUGGCCAAAGAGGCAGUACGAGCUCUUGCCAAACUUAGCCACUCAAAAGCUGGGUUAGAUGCUCUAUUCAGGAGCGACUUGCUGAAAGACCUCAAGGAUGUGAUGGCUACAAGUGAUAUUGUCAGAUACAGAGUAUAUGAGCUGAUAGUGGACAUAUCGUCUGUCUCUCCUGUCUCCCUGGGUUACUGUGCCAACAGCAGCUUUAUUUCCCAGCUACUGGGAGAGCUGACAGGCGAUGAUGUACUGGUCAGGGCUACAGCCAUUGAGAUGGUGACAACACUUUCCCACAGUCAGCAUGGGCGCCAGUACCUGGCACAGCAAGGCAUCAUGGAUAAGAUAUCCAACAUGAUCACUGGAGCAAAAUCAGACCCCUUCUCUAGUUUCUACCUGCCAGGGCUGGUGAAGUUCUUUGGGAACCUGGCCAUCAUGGACAGUCCCCAGCACGUGUGUGAGACCUACCCGGCUUUCCAGAACAAGGUGUUUGAGAUGGCCAUCGACCCAGACCCUGUUAUGACUGGAGUGGCUCUGGACACCCUGGGGGUCCUGGGCUCCACUGUGGAGGGAAAACAAGUCCUGCAGAAAACAGGUGAGAAGUUCAAUGCUGUGCUGAAGAGAAUGAGCCAGCUGGCCAGCGGUGGAGCCACCGAGCUGCGAGUGCGCUGUCUGGAGGCCAUCUCACUCCUAAUCACUCUGCAGGCUGAACAGCAGACAGAGGACCUGCUGGUUCUAACAGAGUCCUGGUUCCAUCUGCUGUCUAACCAGCCUAUGGAGAUGAUCCGGAACAUCAGCAUCCAGCCCUUCCCUGAGCUCCACUGUAGUGCUCUACGUAUAUUCACUGCCAUCGCUCCCCAGCCAUGGGGUCAAAGGUUAAUGAUUGGCACGCCAGGGUUCAUGGAGUUCAUUGUCGACCGUUCGACUGGUCCGACCAAGGAAGCGAAGGAUGCUAAGUUUGAGCUUGUGGGUGCGCUGGUGAGCUCUUCCACAGCAGCGGACAUCUUGGGUAGCCAGCACUACUUACGCCUGCGGUCCUACCUCCGAGAGGGAGCGUACUAUGUGACCGCUGUGGCAACAGUGACCACAGAGGGAGCGGACUGAGAGAAAUGGGGAAAAUUUCAAAUUACACGUUAUUCCCAAUAUAGUACACUACCUUAGGCCCUACUCAAAAGUAGUGAGCUGUAUGGAUAGUAGGUUUAACUUGAGACUGCUACGAGACCAGGACCAACGAGACUCAAUUCCUGUUAUUUUAUUAGAUCGCCUGAGAUGCAUUUACUGUUACCUUUUCUAAGUGGAAUAUUUGCCCUUAUUAAAGAGGAAGCAUAUUGAAAAUGACAAUCCAAUAGUUUUAUGAUUUUUAUAUCACACACUUUGCAUAAGACAGACUUUCCAAAACAUUAGGAACACCUUUUGCACUCAGACCAAACUCAAUUCGUUGGCAUGGACUCCACGAAGUGUCAAGUGUUCCACAGGGAUGUUUACUCCAGUGCUUCCCACAGUCAUCAAGUUGGCUGGAUCUCCUUUGGUUGGUGGGCCAUUCUUGAUACGCACGGGAAACAUUUGAGUGUGAAAAACCCAGCAGCAUUGCAGUUCUUGACACUCAAACUGGUGUGCCUGACACCUACUACCAUACACCAUUCAAAGGCACAUAUUUUUCCUUGCCCAUUUACUCUCUGAAUGGCACAAAAACACAAUCCAUGUCUCUGGCUCCAGACUUAAAUCCUUUAACCGCCUGUGUACUCUUUCAUCUACACUGAUUUGAAGUGCAUUUAACAAUAAGGGUUCAUAGCUUCCACCUGGUCAGUCUGUCAUUGAAAGAGCAGGUGUUCCUAAUGUUUUGUAUACUCAGUGUACCUACAGGCCUUUUCUCAACUCCUCUUCUGUAUCCCAGAAACUGAUGUGGUCACCAUAUGUAUGUGAAUUAAUAGGUGAACGGAGGCAUUUCCUCUCCUCGAUUGCCGCCUCCAGCGGAGGAUGCUCAGAUGUAUCCUAACGCAGAAGAAUUUUCAAAAUUAGCCUGUGACGUGUAUUUCUUAGAGAUCCCCAUUAGCUGCUGCUAUGGACAGACCAGAGUUCUCCCUAUCUUAGCUACUAUUGAUUCAACAUGUUUUGACCAGAAGUUUACAGUCCAGUGUUACUCCAAGCAGUUUCGUCACUUCAUAUUACUCAAUUUCCACAGUCUUACAAUAUUUAGUUGAGGUUUAGUGAAUGUUUUUCCAACAUGUAGGACUAACUUAUUCCUUGCCACGGAUUCUGCAGCUCUUAAGUGCUCCGGUUGCUGUAGUAGCUGUGUAUAGUGUUGAUUCAUCCGUAUACAUAUACAUUUUCUCAAAGCCAGAUAUAUAUAUA